Molecule: messenger RNA, 1380 nt
Organism: Ostreococcus tauri
Lineage: Eukaryota; Viridiplantae; Chlorophyta; Mamiellophyceae; Mamiellales; Bathycoccaceae
Product: SET domain
Exons: 1
Coding region: 1-1380 (459 amino acids)
Molecular function (GO): methyltransferase activity; protein binding
Source: RefSeq, a predicted model, not a curated record
AUGACGACGACGACGGCGACGGAGCCCGCGUCGCGGUGGCGCGCCGCCGUGGAUGGGUGUCGACAUCGAACGCGCUCGGGAGAGGUGGUUCCGGGCGCGCACGUCGAAGUGAGACGAAGCGAGACGAGGGACGGGAGAGGGGUGUUCGCGCGACGCGCGUUCACGACGGGCGAGUGCGUGCUGAUCGAGGAUCCGCUCGUCGGGGCGCAACACGAGAGUAACAGGCGACACGCGCGCGUGUGCGCGAGAUGUUUUAGGUUCGUCGGCGACGUCUCGAGCGCGAUAGGACGACGAUUGAUGCGCAAAUUCGUCGCACGGGAAGAAGAGGACGGGGCGUCGACGUCGACGCUGCCAGAAGAACUCGUCCUCGGCGACUUGGCGAAGCUCGCGAGCGGUGAGGCCAAGCUUCCCGAAAGCGCUCCGUUCGAUGGACCUCCAGAGUGUCCGUGCGUGGGCGGAUGCGAACGAAACGUGUAUUGCUCGCACGCGUGCGCGAACGAGGCGUGGGCGGGGGAAGAGGCGAUGAUGUGUCCUGGACCGCGCGGGCUCGCUCGCGAUAAACGCGCGCUCGAAGAAUUUUACUCGCACGCUCGAGAGACGAACGACAUUUUCAUCGUCGCCGGGAAAGCCUUGGCGAACAUGUGUCUGCGAGCGUUGGACGCGAAAAAUCGACUCGAAGCGCGAGAUGGGAAAGGCACGCAAAUCUCGGCGGAUGAAUCCGCGGUGGACGCCUACGCGCGCGAGCCAUACGCCGUCGUCGCGAACGCGCCGUGGUGGGAAGCGGUCGCCGCCCCAGAGGAAUGCGACGACGAAGACUCCGAGCGGAAAUUCAGACAAACGCUCCAGACGCUCGCGAGCGAUUCCCUCGAGCUGUUGCGACACGCGUGGAGCGACGCGGCGACGCAGUUUCCCAGUAUUUUCACGCUCGACACGUAUGGGAGGCUCAUCGGCGCGUUUGAGCUCAACAACCUCGAACUCGUCGUCGAGAAUCCAGUCGAGAAUUACUUUCUCGCCGUGGACGAUGCGCCGGAGGGGGAGGCAAAAAACGCCGUCACUCGCAUCACGCAACCACUCCUCGACGCGCUGGACAAAGACUACGACAUCCCGUGCCUUGGGACGGCGCUGUUUUCGGUUCAGAGCGGGUUCAAUCACGACUGCGAUCCAAACGCCGAGCCAAUGAAGGGCGAGCAAGACAUCACAGGCGCGUGCGUCAUCGUGGCGAGAAAAGACAUCGCCGAGGGGGAAGAGAUCACGAUAUCGUAUUUAGACGAUGACAGUAAAUCGCGCGACGAGAGACAAGACGCGCUCGCGGAUUACGGUUUCGUGUGUCGAUGCGCGAGAUGCGAGCAGGAGCUCGCGCUCGCUCGCCGACGUCGAUGA